GUUCUGCUUAUAUGCAUACAACAGAUGGUGUUUCCUAAUCAUCAUCAAGCUUAACUUUACUCGGAUUAAAAUCUAUGGUAUUGCUUCAUUUUUAUAAAAAGUGAAGCAAUUGCAACAUAUUUAUGGUAAUCAAACAUAUUUCAUAAAACAUUGGCAUUUAUAUAAGAAACACAAUGGUGUCUUCAGAUACUCUUCAUGUCACACAAGAAGGUAUCUUUUUAUCUACAUUGCCUAAGGACUUUAUCUAUUCUACUCAGAAAACAAUUCAGUUAUCGACACAGUCAUCCCCUCUUGAAACAAGAGAACUUAUUAUACUGCCAAUAUGCGCUUUAGUGAUUGUAUUAUUAAAUCUUCUUGUUGUCGGAGCAUUUGUUUAUGAAAAAAAACUACGGCGACGCCCUGCAAACGUUUUAAUAUUUAGUCAAGCAAUGAUAGACUUUGUAAUCGGCACUCUAUUUAUACCGUUUCAUAUAAUAGAGAAACACUACAAAACUGAAAUCAUUCUCAACUAUUUAAUUUACUACAUACUAUUUAUUUCUUUAUUUAAUCUUCUCGCUUUAUCUGCAGAUCGCUACCUGGCAUUAUCAAUGCCUUUUUUUCAUUAUCGGGUUGUCGAUAAAAGAAGAACUGUAAGACUCUUGAUUAUUGUAUGGAUAGUGCCUUUGUUUUUGACUUUGAUACCGUUAUGUUGGGAAUUUAAAUUUACUGAGACUAAAAGUAAAUAUACUAAAACCUAUUUGACCAUUUCGUGGGCUUUUAUGCUGAUCUUAGUGUUAUUAAUGACAAUUUUAUAUUUGUUUAUCGUAAUAAGAGCAAGAAAAACUAUAAGAAAAAAACGACUUUCGAUCGAGAAAAAAUCAUUUAAGAAGAAAGUUGAACUGGAACGUAAAGAACUUCGAGUCAUUCAUUUGUUUGGUUUGCUGCUAUUUUUUUUUGUAGCAGCCUACAUACCUAUACUAUAUAUGAACUACUACGUUAUAAUAGAUAUGAUUAAUUCCAUACCACCAAUUGUGGAGAUUUUAAGUAUUUAUUCACUAAUUUUAAAUAGUCUAGUAAAUCCUGUAUUAUGUAUUUAUUUAAAACAAGAUUAUAGUCAAGUAAUUUUGACAAUAAUUCAAUUUAAGGUGGGGUUUAUUAUCAGAAGCACUUCAAAAAGUUCAUCAACAAAAACGAACCUUACCGAACUCGCCUAUGAGUGUGAAUAUUCAUAUGAAGGAUCCCGGCACAAUAAUUCAAAAAAAAACCGUAAAAGUUCUAGAGAACCAUAUCAUCAUAACCGCACGUCACUAGUUUAAUGUGCGUUUUUACUUAUAUUUAACAAUUAUUUUUUUGUUAAUUUUAAAAAUUAAUUUAUAAUAAAAAAAUUCAUUUA
Molecule: messenger RNA, 1372 nt
Organism: Hydra vulgaris (swiftwater hydra)
Lineage: Eukaryota; Metazoa; Cnidaria; Hydrozoa; Anthoathecata; Hydridae
Product: adenosine receptor A3
Biological process (GO): G protein-coupled receptor signaling pathway
Cellular component (GO): plasma membrane
Molecular function (GO): G protein-coupled receptor activity
Source: RefSeq, a predicted model, not a curated record